AUGAGGUGUGGUCCUGGACAACAGUCACCAAGCAAUCCUUGUGUCUCGUGUGGCAGAAAGUGAGAGGGCAGCUAAUGCUAAGCAUGUCUUUCCUCGUUGCUGUUUUUUGGUAUUGCAGAAGGCUGUACAGCUUUUUAGCACAGCUGGUGAAACGGUGGAGCAACUACCUUCAGAGAAAACUCAUAAGAAAUCUCAGCGUGCUGACGGAAGUUGAUCUGCUUGGUUACAGUGCGAGAGAAUGGAAAGGAGACACAAAGCAGGCCAAACACAUGAGGGAGGCAUAUGAAGAAUUGUUUUGGAACUGUCAUAUCAGAUACCUGAGACAAGUCAGGAGGGAUAACUACUGUGUACUAAGAGCAGUCCUUUUUCAGAUAUUCAGCCAAGGCAUUCCUUUUCCAUCAUGGAUGAAGGAGAGAGACAUAUUGAAGCUCCCUGAAAAACUUUUGUAUUCUCAAGGUUGCAACUGGAUUCAGCAGUACAGUUUUGGGGCAGAGAGAUACACAGGUCCCAAUGCCUUCGGUAAAUUGCGCAAAUAUAUGGAGACAUUGAAGACAAAUUGGGCUGAAAUAAGUGCUACCAAAGAUCACGAGGAAAGAGGAAACAUGUGCAAUACACUCUUUUCUGAUGAGAGCAAGGAGCACAAACUGUAUGAGGCCAUAAAAUUCAUCAUGCUCUAUGAAGUUGUCGAAGCAUAUGAGCAGAUAAAGAACAGGGAGGAACCCAUACACAACCUUUUUAGCCUUCUGCUUGCUCGUGAUUCUUCAUCUGACCCUUUGAGUUUCAUGAUGAAUCAUCUGAACUCCAUAGGUGACUCGAUUUGCCUAGACCAGGUUGAACUGUUUCUUCUUGGAUACUUACUUGAAGUAAAGAUAAGAGUUUACAGACUGCACAGGUUUAAUACUGAGGAAUUUCAAGUAAACUAUCCAGAUGAAUACCGAAGGGAAUGGAAUGAGAUUUCUCUCCUGACCGAGGACGACCGCUACUAUCACAUCCCCCUGUUCAGAACGUGAAGGACCAGUGACUGUUCUCCCUUUGUAUCAUACAGUGAAUGGCCAGUUCCAGUGAAUUAGGUUUCUAAUAGGCAGCAGUAAGAUUUUGAGAAUGCUCGUUAAUGAUUACAAAAUGAUUUAUGGAUUUACUGUGUGAACGUUUUGCUUUCCCAUUGCAGCU
Merops nubicus (carmine bee-eater) is the source of this 1170-nucleotide messenger RNA. It is a transcript of the gene OTULINL, whose product is annotated as family with sequence similarity 105, member A. Gene Ontology annotation, biological process: protein linear deubiquitination. The transcript has 7 exons. Gene Ontology annotation, cellular component: cytoplasm. The coding region runs from base 75 to 1010 and encodes 311 amino acids. The record is from RefSeq and is a predicted model, not a curated record. NCBI's taxonomy places the organism in Eukaryota, Metazoa, Chordata, Aves, Coraciiformes, Meropidae. Gene Ontology annotation, molecular function: cysteine-type deubiquitinase activity.